AAAGGAUUUUUGCAUAGAUUGACAACUCACUUCUAAAAGGUCACAACAUUUCACCUUUGAUGUUGGUGCUGUGCAUUUCCCUCUGAUUUCUGCUCCUUCUUGUUACUGUUUCUCGCUGACAUGAAAGGUGUAGGGAAGAGGAGGACAACCUCGGAAACGUCGAACGAUGCUGCUGGUGCUGUCGAUUUCGGUGUUGUAGAUGGAGGCGGAGGCGGAAGCGGAAGCGGAAGCGGAGGAGGAGGAGGAGGGUAUGCUGCAGAUGGUGCUUCUUUUGCUGAAGGAGAGCAUACCCAGUUGCAGAAAGGGGAAGCGGAGCAACCCCGUGUGGAAGAUUCGGAAGAAGAAGCUGCAGAUUAUGAUGAUGAUGAAGAAGAAGAAGAAGAGGAGGAGGAAGAAGAUGAGCAUGCAGAUCGGGUUGCAGUGUCUGGACCGGGAAAGGGUCCCAUUCUCCGUGAAGGUUUCUAUGAAGUUGAAGCUAUACGUCGUAAGAGGAUUCGUAGGGGUCAGCCGCAGUACUUAAUCAAAUGGCGUGAUUGGUCAGAGGGAUCCAAUACUUGGGAGCCUCUAGAAAAUCUUGCGAGUGUUCCUGAUGUUGUUGCUGCUUUCGAGGCUAGCUUGAGAUCAGCAAAGAGAAAGCGCAAACGCAAGCAUGCGGUUCAUCACAUUCAGCCUAAGAAGAGGCUGGAGCGUUCUGCCACUCCUUACAGCCUCAGACAAUUUCCGGCAAAUACACCUGACAACCACCACACACAGUCUGCCCCUCUCAACGAUAUUAGUAUUCCUGAUAUUCCUGCCUUUCCCCAGACUGUGCUUUUUGCGGAUGAAGUUGAAAAUAAUGGUGAUGCCAGCAGUCUCGGAAACUCUAAUCAUGCUCAUGGUAAUAGGUCUGCCGAUGCUCCAGAAGCAGUUGUUGAAAGGAAUGAGGAAAAUGAUUAUGAUCCUAAGCUUAGCGAACUUAGAGCUACGACCACCAACGGGUAUGAAGGAGAAAACCUCGCAACACAGUUUCAAGAAACUCAACAUUCAGUAGGAACUCGUCAUGUUGAUGGUCAACUAAAUGGGGAUUGCACAGAACCUGGUCAAAGUGGCCGCUGCAGAGGAGCUAAACGGAGAAAAUCUGGUUCUGUUAAGAGGUUCAAUAGAGAUUCAUAUGCUGGUGACGAACCCGUUAAUACUCAAAGACCAGUUGACGUAUCUGCUGUUACAACUGAACAAGUACAAACAGGGGCUGCUGAUAAUGCGGGUCCAAAUGGCCAUAAGAGGACGAAUCACGCUAGACCUGCCUGCACUAUUGUCAAGAUUAUUAAGCCAGUACGCUAUUCAGCUGCAGUAGCUAGCAGCAUGCAGGAUGCUUCAGUAACCUUCGUCGCUUUGAGGUCGGAUGGAACAGAAGUGUUGGUUGAUAACACAUAUCUCAAGGCAUACUAUCCCAUUCUGCUAAUCAAUUACUACGAGCAGCAUCUCCGCUACACUCCUGAACAUUACUGAACAGAUAGAUUAUUGGAGCUUCCUAUGUGUAGUUAGAUUUUCAUGUGUUCCCUAGAAGUGUUGUAGAAUGUGGUGCUUUUGUAGAUGAAGAUAGUCAAGGGUAAGGAAUGCAUUGUUUGGUAGUGAUAGGUAUAUUGCGAUUUAACCAGUAGUUUAUGGUUUACAUACUGUGAUGCAUGCUGAUCCAUGAUCUGUUGAGGACGGGACAAAACUGGAUAUUUUCAAUGCCUCAGACACAUGAGGUAGAGGAUUGGUUUAUUUAAAAGUUUAUCAGGGGCAACACUCUCUUUUGAACUGAAUCGAAGUUUAUGGAAGUUCUUGUGAGUAAUUUACUUUUGCAUACCAUAUUUUGGGUACUCUUUGGUCUAUUGACUUGUUGAUUCCAACUAUGUAAGGGAAAAUUCACAACUGUUAAGAUGCAUGGUACCUUUUAAAUUGAAAUUGCAUGCGAUACCAAUUAUCUUCCUUGAAA
This is a messenger RNA of Lotus japonicus, 1960 nucleotides long. RefSeq names its product chromo domain-containing protein LHP1. The coding region runs from base 121 to 1488 and encodes 455 amino acids. The record is from RefSeq and is a predicted model, not a curated record. Gene Ontology annotation, cellular component: nucleus. Gene Ontology annotation, biological process: heterochromatin formation. The transcript is spliced from 6 exons. Lineage: Eukaryota; Viridiplantae; Streptophyta; Magnoliopsida; Fabales; Fabaceae.